UUCUGCCGAUUUUUGACGAAUCCAACCAAUCUGAAGACUACAAAAAUGUCGUCGUCUUUCCACUCAUCCAUGGUCAAUGACAUUUAUAUAUAUAUUGUAUAUAUGUAACUCUAGGCAUGUCUCCUAAGUUUUGCAUCGUUCAUUUUACUGAAGAGGAUUCUGUGGAGUUUGUUCCUGAUUUCUGGAUAUUUGAAUCGUUAGACAUAAACUAUUGCUCAUGGCCUCUUAAUGCUUUUCCGACGAAAUGCGUUGCAAAUAGAACGGUGCCAGAUGACAAAUGGCCACCCUACAAGUGCAGAAUCCUUAAUUCGUUUGGUGACUAUGAAACAGCUCGGCAGCAUUUAGGCCAAGCCGAAAUUACAUCUGAUUUUCCUGUGUCAGAGGUUGUGGGUAAACGAAUACAUAAACCCAAUAAGAAAUUCUUGCAAGAGUCAUCCGAUUCAUCUGAAGACAGCACUCCAAAACACAAAAAGAAAGACUCUAGAAAUGAAAUACCGCGAUUUACGUCGAAAGAACGUACAUGUUCAGAGAUGGUUUUACCAAAAGCCCUAGAACAGAAAUCAAAACGAAUUCUAGAUGGCAACCAAAAUCUUUCCUCAUCCAGAAGAAAUUGCGCUACACGUUCACGGUCGCCGCUAAAUAAGAUGGACAAGAGACUUGACCAGUUUAAGGAAGAUAUCACUUUACAACAUGGAUGCAGCACGAGUGGAACGGUAGUGCAAGAAAAUCAAAUGGUUAAUUAACUUGCUGGACAAAUUCAGACGCAGUUAACUGGAAAAAAAAACUGAAAAAUCACUAUAUAAUGGAGAAACAGAAUUCGAGAAACAGAUGGUCAGGGAUUUGACAA
Molecule: messenger RNA, 847 nt
Organism: Solenopsis invicta (red fire ant)
Lineage: Eukaryota; Metazoa; Arthropoda; Insecta; Hymenoptera; Formicidae
Exons: 4
Coding region: 117-743 (208 amino acids)
Source: RefSeq, a predicted model, not a curated record